UCCCCCGUUGGCGGGGGUUCUUGUCGUUUCCCACUUCUCAUCUCAUUCGGAUCGCCAGUCUCCAUCGUCUUCCCAUCCUCGUCGCCUUCUUCUUCAUCCUCCUUCCGCCACUCCUACGCAACGCACUCGAUCAGCUUUCCCGGAAAACUCCCAGGACAACGUUCCUGUUCCUCCACCUCCUCCGAACGGCCAUGGCGAACUCAAACUGUUUCGACCGAGAAACCUCCACCUACAGGUCCCCCCGCCCGCCGCUCCACUUCCCCUCCGAACCCGACCUCACCCUCACUUCCCAUCUCUUCCGGAGCUACUCUUCCUCGUCUUCUUCCCCGCGAUCCCUGGCCCUGAUCGACGUGGACUCCGGCGAGUCUCUCACCUUCCGCCAGCUCGAGACCCGGGUCGCCACCCUCUCCCACGUCCUCCUCCGCGAGCUCGGCAUCGGGAAGGGCGACGUCGUCCUGUUCUUCUGCCCCAAUUCGAUUCACUUCCCCGUCUGCUUCCUCUCCGUCGUCGCCCUCGGGGCCGUCGCCACGACCUGCAACCCCGUGUACACCCUGUCCGAGUUGUCCAAGCAGGUCAACGACUGUAAGCCCAAGCUGGUGAUCACCCUGCCCGAGCUCUACGACAAGGUCAGAGGCUUCGAAUUGCCCACCAUUUUGCUCGGCUCUCUGCAGCCCGAGAAACCCGCCGAUUCCGAGAUCUGGAACUACUUCGACCUGGUGGAAUCGGCGGAGCCGAAAUCCGACUUGCCGCCGAAUUGCGUGGCUCAGGACGAAGUCGCGGCCCUGUUGUACUCGUCGGGCACGACGGGGACGAGCAAAGGCGUGAUCUUGACGCAUAGGAACUUCAUUUCCACCUCGGUGAUGGUGACUGACGAUCAGGAGAGGUACAAGGAGGGCAAGAAUGUUUUCUUGGCCUUCUCGCCGAUGUUCCACAUAAUGGGCCUGUCGGUGAUAGUCUAUGCGCAGCUCACGAGAGGGAACACCGUCGUGACGCUGAGGAAGUACGAGUUGGAGAAGGUUCUGGGGUGUGUGGAGAGAUACCGAGUGAGUCACUUGUUUGUGGCUCCUCCGGUGAUGGUCGCACUGGCGAAGUGGAGUACAGGAAAGAAGUAUGAUUUGUCUUCCUUGAAGGUGAUAGGCUCUGGCGCUGCUCCUCUUGGUAAGGAUGUUAUGGAGGAGUGCGCGAAGAAUAUCCCCCAUGUUGAUAUCAUUCAGGGGUAUGGUAUGACGGAAACUUGUGGGAUGAUAUCGCUGGAGAAUCAUAGAGAAGAACCUAAACUUUCCGGUUCGACUGGAACACUUGUUUCGGGAGUGGAAUCUAAAAUUGUCUGUGUGGAGACAUCGAUGCCUCUUCCGCCGAAUCAGAUGGGAGAAAUUUGGGUUCGAGGACCGAAUAUGAUGAAAGGUUAUCUCAACAACCCAGAAGCAACAAAGCUGACCAUAGAUGAUGAAGGAUGGGUGCACACAGGAGAUCUUGGGUAUUUUAACAGAGAGGGGCAAUUAUUUGUUGUUGAUCGGUUAAAAGACCUCAUCAAGUGUUAUGGUUUUCAGGUGGCACCAGCAGAGCUUGAAGGACUGCUGCUUUCACAUCCUGAAAUACUAGAUGCCGGCGUCAUCCCGUUUCCUGAUGCUAAAGCCGGUGAAGUUCCAAUUGCAUAUAUUGUUCGGUCACCCGACAGCGCACUCACCGAGGCCAGGGUCCAGGAAUUCAUUGCAAACCAGGUUGCGCCAUAUAAAUGGUUGCGGAAAGUGACUUUCGUAAACACUGUGCCGAAAUCACCGGCUGGGAAGCUUCUGAGAAGAGAACUCAAAGAGAAAGCUCGAUCCAAGAUAUAAGAUGGCUUAGAUAUGCGCAACUGAAAAGGAUAUGUAGAUCUACUGCACAAUCGACCUCUCGACAGUCUGCCUUCAGCUGAUGAGUACGUAAGUCUGACGGAUUGGCCCGUCCUUUAUAAGGCUAGUGAGAGACCGUUUCGUAUGAACUUUGAAUUAAAUGUUGUCCUCUUAGGAGUUGAAUCCGGCAGCGAAAAUUUGGCCGGUGUGAACUGGAAUACACCAUUUGUCAGCAAUAAUGUGGAGAUCAGCUUAGCUUCUCUAUUAGGAAGUUUGUUAAAACGCACAAUUUCUUCAUUAUGGACAACUAGUAAAACAUUGAACAGAACAAUUUAUGAAUUUUCAAUGCAAGUAUAUUUCAAUCCUUUUAAA
Syzygium oleosum is the source of this 2204-nucleotide messenger RNA. RefSeq names its product probable CoA ligase CCL10. The coding region runs from base 192 to 1835 and encodes 547 amino acids. Lineage: Eukaryota; Viridiplantae; Streptophyta; Magnoliopsida; Myrtales; Myrtaceae. The transcript has 6 exons. The record is from RefSeq and is a predicted model, not a curated record. Gene Ontology annotation, molecular function: CoA-ligase activity.